Molecule: messenger RNA, 1743 nt
Organism: Peromyscus californicus insignis
Lineage: Eukaryota; Metazoa; Chordata; Mammalia; Rodentia; Cricetidae
Product: 3-hydroxy-3-methylglutaryl-coenzyme A reductase-like
Biological process (GO): isoprenoid biosynthetic process; sterol biosynthetic process; coenzyme A metabolic process
Cellular component (GO): peroxisomal membrane; endoplasmic reticulum membrane
Molecular function (GO): NADP binding; hydroxymethylglutaryl-CoA reductase (NADPH) activity
Source: RefSeq, a predicted model, not a curated record
AUGACAGUAGUGAGGCUGCCUCCAACCCCUAAGAGGGGAAGCGAGGCCUGGCUUGGGUCAAAAUAUAUUUUGGGUAUCACUGGCCUGUUCACCAUCUUCUCCAGUUUUGUCUUUAGUACGGUUGUCAUUCACUUCCUAGACAAAGAGCUGACAGGCUUGAAUGAAGCUUUGCCCUUUUUCCUGCUUUUGAUUGACCUUUCUAGAGCGAGCGCACUAGCCAAGUUUGCCCUAAGUUCAAACUCACAGGAUGAAGUAAGGGAAAAUAUAGCUCGUGGAAUGGCAGUUCUGGGUCCCACAUUCACCCUUGAUGCUCUUGUGGAAUGUCUUGUAAUUGGAGUCGGCACCAUGUCAGGGGUGCGGCAGCUGGAAAUCAUGUGCUGCUUUGGCUGCAUGUCUGUGCUUGCCAACUACUUCGUGUUCAUGACCUUUUUCCCAGCUUGUGUGUCCCUGGUCCUCGAGCUUUCUCGGGAGAGCCGAGAGGGUCGUCCAAUUUGGCAGCUCAGCCAUUUUGCCCGAGUUUUGGAAGAAGAAGAGAAAAAGCCAAACCCUGUAACCCAAAGGGUCAAGAUGAUUAUGUCUUUAGGCUUGGUUCUCGUUCACGCUCACAGUCGCUGGAUAGCUGAUCCCUCCCCUCAGAAUAGCACAACAGAACAUUCUAAGGUCUCCUUGGGACUGGAUGAAGAUGUGUCCAAGAGAAGUGAACCAAGUGUUUCUCUCUGGCAGUUUUAUCUCUCCAAGAUGAUCAGCAUGGACAUCGAACAAGUGAUUACCCUGAGUUUAGCUUUCCUGUUGGCUGAAUACAUUUUCUUUGAACAAGCAGAGACAGAGUCAACACUCUCAUUAAAAAAUCCUAUUACAUCUCCUGUCAUGACCCCAAAGAAAGCCCAAGACAACUCUUGCAGACGUGAGCCUCUGCUUGUGAGAAGGAACCAGAAGCUUUCGUCAGUGGAGGAGGAGCUGGGAACAAACCAGGAUAGAAAAGUUGAGGUUAUAAAACCCCUAGUGGCGGAAGCGGAGACUGCAAGCAGAGCUACGUUUGUGCUCGGAGCCUCUGGAGCCAGCCCUCCGGUGGUACUGGAAACACAGGAGCCUGAAAUUGAACUCCCCGGCAAGCCUCGGCCUAAUGAAGAAUGUCUGCAGAUCCUGGAGAGUGCCGAGAAAGGUGCAAAGUUCCUCAGUGAUGCAGAGAUCAUCCAGUUGGUCAAUGCCAAGCACAUCCCAGCCUACAAGUUGGAAACUCUAAUGGAGACUCAUGAACGUGGGGUAUCUAUUCGCCGGCAGCUCCUCUCCACAAAGCUUCCGGAGCCUUCUUCUCUGCAGUACCUGCCUUACAGAGAUUAUAAUUACUUUCUGGUAAUGGGAGCUUGCUGUGAGAAUAUAUACAUGCCCAUCCCUGUUGGAGUGGCAGGGCCCCUGUGCCUGGAUGGGAAAGAGUACCAGGUUCCAAUGGCAACAACGGAAGGCUGUCUUGUGGCCAGUACUAACAGAGGCUGCAGAGCAAUAGGUCUUGGUGGCGGUGCCAGCAGCCCGGUCCUUGCAGAUGGGAUAACCCAAGGCCCAGUGGUGCGACUUCCUCGUGCUUGUGACUCCGCAGAAGUGAAAGCCCGGCUAGCUCAGUCGGAUGUCACUGUGAACUUCACCUGGGAGGAGUGGCAAAAUCUUGAUGAUACUCAGGGUGCUGUACAGGAUUGUGAUGCUGGAGACAUACAGCAGCCUGGUAUCGCUGGGACAAUGUAUUCCUAA